This is a messenger RNA of Mesorhabditis spiculigera, 2241 nucleotides long. NCBI's taxonomy places the organism in Eukaryota, Metazoa, Nematoda, Chromadorea, Rhabditida, Rhabditidae. The record is from the annotation of a GenBank genome assembly.
AUGCGUACGGUUAACCGGCGCGCCGUUUGCCAGCGUCCUUUUCCAAAAUUAAUAAAUUUGGCAAUACGCGGAGCCAGCGCGGCGCCGAACCCAGUUGUAAUUCCUGGAGUCAGACCUGUGGAGAAAAUUAGAAAUAUUGGUAUUUCUGCUCAUAUUGAUUCGGGAAAGACGACGGUAACGGAGCGAAUCCUCUACUAUGCCGGGCGAAUCGAUUCAAUGCACGAGGUCAAAGGCAAGGACGACGUCGGUGCUACCAUGGAUUUCAUGGAGUUGGAGAAGCAGCGUGGAAUUACUAUCCAAUCCGCGGCGACCUAUAUCGACUGGCAUGGAACGAACAUUAAUAUCAUUGAUACACCUGGUCACGUCGACUUCACGGUAGAAGUGGAAAGAGCUCUACGCGUUUUGGAUGGCGCUGUUCUCGUGCUCUGCGGUGUUGGCGGAGUGCAGAGCCAGACAUUUACUGUCAAUCGGCAACUUUCUAGGUAUAAUGUUCCGUUUAUCUGCUUUGUGAAUAAAAUGGAUCGGACGGGGGCGACUGCAUUCCGAGCGGUCGAUGGGCUGCGAAAAAAGCUUGGUCACAAUGCGUCGCUGAUCCAUUUACCAAUCGGAAAGGAUUCGGAUUUCCGCGGAAUCGUUGAUCUCAUUACCGAAAACGCCUUGUACUAUGAGGGUGAAGGCGGGCUUCUGGUGCGAAAGGACGAGAUUCCGCAAGAACUUCGAGCACAGGCCAAAGAUUUGCGUCAAGAAAUGAUUGAGCACAUUGCUAACGGCGACGAAGAGUUGGGCGAAAUGUUCUUGAAUGAUAUCAAUCCUAGUGUCGACCAAAUCCACGCAGCUAUUCGAAGAGCCGUCGUCAAGCGCGCUUUUGUUCCCGUCCUCGCCGGGUCUGCGCUGAAAAACAAGGGUGUACAAACGAUGAUUGAAUCCGUGGUCCGAUACCUACCCAACCCCUCCGAAGUCGAGAACCGAGCGAGCAUCAAGGAUGGCGACUCCGAAAAAGUCAUCAAACUUGACCAUGCUAGGAAUAAUGUCAAGCCUUUUGUCGGGCUAGCGUUCAAGCUUGAGGCAGGAAAAUAUGGCCAGUUGACGUAUUUCCGGGUGUACCAAGGGCAACUCUCGCGGGGUGACACCGUAUAUGCUAGCAAGGAUGGUCGAAAGGUCCGCGUCCAAAAAUUGGUCCGAAUGCACGCCGCAGAUAUGGAGGAGAUUGAAACAGCGUACGCCGGUGACAUUUGUGCCACCUUCGGGCUUGAUUGUCAUUCCGGAGAAACUUUUUCAAGCAUCCAGGACAACCCACCACAUUGCGAAUCCAUGCACAUUCCCGAGCCUGUCAUCUCCAUGUCGAUCAAGCCGCUGAACAAGAAGGAUGGCGACAACUUUAUCAAGGCGCUGACAAGGUUUACAAAGGAAGAUCCGACGUUCAAAAGAGAGUACAACAACGAGGCCAAAGAGACCGUCGUCAGCGGAAUGGGCGAACUACAUUUGGAAAUCUACGCCCAGCGGAUGAAGAACGAGUUCAACUGCCCAGUCGAACUCGGCAGGCCAACGGUCGCCUAUCGCGAGUGCAUUGCGGCACCCUACAAGUUCCACCACCGUCACAAGAAGCAAACCGGAGGACAGGGUCAAUUUGGACAGAUUGAAGGAAUCGUUGAGCCACUGCCACCAGAUCAGAAUACCGUGAUCAAGUUCACCGACGAAUGCUUUGGAACGAGUAUCCCCAAGAACCUGUUCCCCGCGCUGAAGAAGGGUCUCGACCAAGUCACCCAGGAAGGGCCUCUGAUGAAACAAAAGAUUGCUGGUAUCAAUGUGCGAGUACAGGACGGUGAGACGCAUAUGGUUGAUUCUACUGAAAUCGCCAUGAUCAACACGAUGGCUAACAUGAUGCGCGAGUGCUACGAAAAAGCGGCGUGGCUGCUUCUCGAGCCGAUCAUGAAGGUCGAGGUGACGACGCCAAGUGAUUUCCAGGGAUCUGUCGUCAACACGUUGACACAACGAAAUGCGCUCAUCACCUCCACGGACACGAUCGAUGGCUACACCACGGUCAUUUGCGAGGCGCCGUUGUCCGAUAUGUUUGGCUACACUUCGCUGCUGCGUUCAGUGACCGAGGGCAAGGGGGAAUUCAACAUGGAAUAUUGCCGAUACGCGCCCUGUCCAGCCACCACCCAGGACAAUGUCAUCAGGCAGUGGCAAAUCGACCAGGGCCUAGUCGACCCGAAGGCUGACGCCAAGAAGAAAAAGCGA